AUGCGGGUUGUGGUGUGUUCUGGGGUACAGGAGACCCGAAGUAACUACAUUUCUAAUGAAGUACCAACCGCUUGUAGAAAUCGCGCUAUCAAGCUUCAAAUGCCCCAAACAAAUCUCACGGCUGAGAUCGCGGCUGCAAUAGCAGCGAUAGAACAAGCGAUAUCCUACGGGAUGACCCAAGUCUGCAUCGUCACCGACUGUGAUGCGGUUGUUGAUUAUUGGACCGGGAAGCGGGAAGUGCCGGAACCUGGGGAUGAACCACUACGUUCGUGGGUCCUGAGGCUGCUAGCUUUCAAGGGGAAAUCGUUGAAUGUUACUUGGCGUAUAGUGAAGGCUCACUCAGGCGACGAGGGAAAUAAGCAAGCUGAUCGUUUGGCCAGAGAAGCAGCUGGUUUGGCUUAGAUUUUGUAACUUUUAUCGAUUUCAUAUAAAUAAAAUUCGUAUCUG
This is a messenger RNA of Dicrocoelium dendriticum, 447 nucleotides long. NCBI's taxonomy places the organism in Eukaryota, Metazoa, Platyhelminthes, Trematoda, Plagiorchiida, Dicrocoeliidae. The record is from the annotation of a GenBank genome assembly.